Messenger RNA from Funneliformis mosseae, 261 nucleotides. Lineage: Eukaryota; Fungi; Glomeromycota; Glomeromycetes; Glomerales; Glomeraceae. The record is from the annotation of a GenBank genome assembly.
AUGCAUCGUCGGCGACGGAAUGGCUGGUAUCAUUUCAUCUUGUACUCUCCAUCAUUAAUCUUGUGUAUCUUUUCAUCAGGUCUAUUCUCAGCUCUUCUCUUGAAAGAGGCCGGAAUCAAACCAGAUCGUGUUGGUCGUCCAGAACUUCUGGACGAUCUAGAGGUUGGAACCGGGUCUGGUUUUUUUCAGAUUCGAACACCGGGUUUAAUAAAACCGGUUUAUUGCGAAAAUUCGAAUUUAAUGAAACCGGAAGUUCGUUGA